This is a messenger RNA of Drosophila rhopaloa, 3833 nucleotides long. It is a transcript of the gene Taf2, whose product is annotated as transcription initiation factor TFIID subunit 2. Gene Ontology annotation, biological process: transcription initiation at RNA polymerase II promoter. Gene Ontology annotation, molecular function: metallopeptidase activity; chromatin binding; zinc ion binding. Lineage: Eukaryota; Metazoa; Arthropoda; Insecta; Diptera; Drosophilidae. The transcript has 6 exons. The record is from RefSeq and is a predicted model, not a curated record. The coding region runs from base 99 to 3761 and encodes 1220 amino acids. Gene Ontology annotation, cellular component: transcription factor TFIID complex.
UCACAGGGAGAAGAAGAAGAAGUUAAACAGGGCUCUUGUUUUUUGAUAACAAACGCAAAUUAUUUAAUAAAUUCUGGAGAAGAACCGGCAACUGAGCGAUGGAAACGCAACCUGAGGUGCCCGAGGUGCCGCUGCGUCCGUUUAAACUGGCGCAUCAGGUUGUGAGUCUCACGGGCAUCAGUUUCGAGAGGAAGAGCAUAAUCGGCGUGGUCGAGCUGACAAUAGUACCUAACAGCGAGAACCUGCGCCUCAUCCGCCUUAAUGCCAAACAGCUGCGGAUCUACAGCGUCGUUUUGAAUGAUGUCUGCCAGGCGGAGUUCGUUUACUUCGAUCCCUUCCAGGACAUCACGCACAAGGAUCCCAAGAGCCGCGUACUGGAAGUGUACUCCACGCACCAUCUGUCCGCCGCCCAGAUCACCGAUCCGGAUGUGAACAAUGGUGAAUUGCUGAUCCAGGUGCCGCCCGAGGGCUACUCCAUGAUCCAGGAGGGACAGGGGCUGCGCAUCCGCAUCGAAUUCUCGCUGGAGAAUCCCAAAAGCGGAGUACACUUUGUUAUACCUCCCUCUUCCACGGACGAUGAGACACAGAUUAAUUGCUCGCAUUUGUUUACCAACUGCUAUGAGAACUCCACGCGGUUAUGGUUUCCCUGCGUAGAUAGCUUUGCGGAUCCUUGCACCUGGCGGCUGGAGUUCACCGUGGACAAGAAUCUGACUGCAGUUUCGUGUGGAGAACUCGUGGAAGUUAUUAUGACCCCAGAUCUUCGGAAGAAGACCUUUCACUACACGGUGACAACUCCUGUGUGUGCACCGAACAUUGCUCUGGCCGUGGGUCAAUUCGAGAUCUAUGUAGAUCCCCAUAUGCACGAGGUGACCCACUUUUGUCUGCCCGGUAUGCUACCUCUGCUGAAGAAUACUGUUCGCUACUUGCACGAGGCCUUUGAGUUCUUCGAGGAGACCCUUUCCACGCGCUACCCGUUCUCAUGCUACAAACAGGUGUUUGUAGAUGAGUUGGACACGGACAUAAGUGCCUAUGCGACCAUGAGCAUCGCUUCGGUGAACUUGUUGCACUCGAUAGCAAUCAUCGAUCAAACCUAUGUAUCUCGAACCUUUAUGUCACGGGCUGUGGCGGAGCAAUUCUUUGGCUGCUUCAUCACAUCACACCACUGGUCGGACACUUGGCUGGCCAAAGGCAUCGCCGAGUACCUGUGCGGUCUGUAUUCGAGGAAGUGUUUCGGAAACAACGAGUACCGCGCCUGGGUACAAUCCGAACUGGCGCGGGUCGUUCGCUACGAGGAACAGUACGGCGGAAUUAUCCUCGAUUGCAGUCAGCCUCCAGCUCCAUUACCCGUUUCCGGUACGAAUCCAUCGGCAGCUGCUAGCAAGCAGCAGGAGAUUGUCCACUAUUUCCCUAUUAAGAGUUUGCACACCGUGUCGCCCAAAUACGUGGAGGCAAUGCGCAGAAAGGCGCAUUUGGUAAUCCGGAUGUUGGAGCAUCGCAUCGGCCAGGAGUUGCUCAUUCAAGUGUUCAACAAGCAGCUGGCUUUGGCUACCAAUGCGGCAUCUACGAAAAUUGGCGCAGGUCUCUGGUCUCAGCUGCUCAUUUCCACCAACAUCUUCAUCAAGGCCAUCUUCACGGUCACGGGAAAGGAUAUGUCUGUUUUCAUGGACCAGUGGGUGCGCACUGGAGGCCACGCUAAAUUCUCGCUGACAUCUGUAUUCAAUCGCAAGAGGAACACAAUCGAACUGGAGAUCCGACAGGACUUUGUUAAUCAGAGGGGAGUAAGGAAAUACAAUGGACCAUUGCUAGUGCAGCUGCAGGAGUUGGAUGGUACAUUCAAGCACACUCUGCAGAUUGAGAACACCCUGGUGAAGGCGGAUAUUACUUGCCACUCGAAGAGCAGGCGUAAUAAAAAGAAAAAGAUUCCUUUGUGUACCGGCGAGGAGGUGGACAUGGAUUUAUCAGCCAUGGACGACUCGCCUGUGCUUUGGAUCCGCCUCGACCCGGAGAUGAUUCUGCUGCGUGACCUCAUCAUCGAGCAGCCCGACUUCCAAUGGCAAUAUCAGCUUCGGCAUGAACGUGAUGUCACUGCACAAUUCCAGGCCAUCCAGGCCCUGCAGAAGUACCCCACAAAUGCUACUAGACUCGCCUUAACCGACACCAUUGAAAGCGAACGUUGUUUCUACCAAGUGCGCUGUGAGGCGGCCCACAGCUUGACCAAAGUGGCCAACCAGAUGGUGGCUUCCUGGAGCGGUCCGCCCGCAAUGCUGAACAUAUUCAGGAAGUUUUUCGGCUCCUUUAGUGCUCCGCACAUUAUCAAGCUGAACAACUUCUCUAACUUUCAGCUGUACUUCCUGCAGAAGGCAAUUCCCGUGGCCAUGGCAGGUCUGCGCACAUCUCACGGCAUUUGCCCCCCGGAAGUAAUGCGUUUCCUCUUCGAUCUCUUUAAGUAUAAUGAGAACUCGCGCAACCAUUAUACAGAUGCCUACUAUCGAGCUGCUUUAGUGGAAGCUCUGGGCGAAACUCUAACACCUGUGGUCUCCGUUGCCAUCCACGGCACACAGAUCACCACGGACAGUCUUUCCACAGAUGCAAAGCUGGUGCUAGAUGAAGUGACUCGCCUGCUUAAUAUGGAGAAGCACCUGCCCUCGUACAAGUACAUGGUGUCCGUUUCCUGCCUGAAGGUCAUCCGAAAGCUGCAAAAGUUCGGUCAUCUGCCCUCACUGCCGCACAUUUACCGCAGCUAUGCGGAGUAUGGAAUUUAUCUGGAUCUUCGCAUUGCGGCCAUGGAGUGUCUGGUGGACUUUGUGAAGGUGGAUGGACGAAGCGAGGAUCUGGAGCAUUUGAUCACCCUGCUCGAAACAGAUCCCGAUCCGGCGGCACGCCAUGCCCUAGCCCAACUACUGAUCAAUAAUACGCCCUUCACUCGCGAAUCUCGCAGCCGCCUGGAUAAACCCAAUCUCGUAGACCGCCUGUGGUUCAGCAUCAACACGUUGGCCUACGACACCAAGCUGCGUUGCGAUAUUGUGGAUCUGUACUACGCUCUGUACGGAAGCAAGCGACCGAGUUGUUUGCAAGCUGGGGAAAACCAAAGCUUUUAUAAGGAUUUGAUGAAAGAUAAUGGUGGGAGUGCAAGUAGUGUGACCGGCAGUUUCAAGAAGACCAGUGAUUCGAAACCACCUCCAGCGCUAAUUGACAUCAUGGACAAUGAGCCACAGGAGCGACACAAGCCCGCCAUGGUUACAAUCAAGCGGACGGCCACUGAAGCAUUUGAGGUGGGCGAUGAGAUCAUAAAGCUGGAGCGCAGCGAAGAGAUCACAGUGCUGGACGAACCGCUCAAUGUUCAGGCCUAUGACAGUGAGACCAAAGUGAACAUCCUGCCGGCAGAUGACGAAGCAAGCGAAUCCCAUCAGGCAACUAAGCGCCUUAAGACCGAAAUAUACGCCGAGGAUGAUAACUCAUCCAUAAUGCUCGAUGUGGGCGACUCUACCAAAUAUGAGAGUAGCUAUGAGGAGGGCAAGUUGAAGUCCGGCGAUGGUCUGCUCAAGAAGAAAAAGAAGAAGGACAAGAAGAAGCACAAGCACAAACACAAGCAUAAGCACAACAAAGACAAGGAUAAGGAUAAGGAUCGCGAGCGCAAGGAUAAGGACAAGCGUGAUCCGCAGAUAUCGCGCCUGCAAGCCCGAGAGACAGCCACUCCGGACACGCUCAGCUCGGCGGACAGUAGCAACAGCAACAGCCUUCCGCCCAUGAACCUUAACUAAGUGAGGGUUCCAUUGGGUCAGGACCUAUGAUGCAAGAGUUUUGUGUAGAGCAAAAUAAACGUAAAAUUAGUU